Neltuma alba is the source of this 1304-nucleotide messenger RNA. RefSeq names its product soluble inorganic pyrophosphatase 4. NCBI's taxonomy places the organism in Eukaryota, Viridiplantae, Streptophyta, Magnoliopsida, Fabales, Fabaceae. The transcript is spliced from 11 exons. Gene Ontology annotation, molecular function: inorganic diphosphate phosphatase activity; magnesium ion binding. Gene Ontology annotation, cellular component: cytoplasm. Gene Ontology annotation, biological process: phosphate-containing compound metabolic process. The record is from RefSeq and is a predicted model, not a curated record. The coding region runs from base 16 to 996 and encodes 326 amino acids.
GGCGUGUGUCUUUAAAUGGCAAUCAACAAACAGAGCGGGAACGCGUACAGCUCCUUCUCUCUUCCUCUACAUAAGCGUCCUCUCCCUUUGCUGUUUGCAGACGCAGGCAUUCACUCCUCCUUCCUACUGCUCUCCCCCUCUCUAAUCACUUUGUGUCCCUUCUCGAGAUCUGCGUUUCCUCUUCCGGCUUUCAUCUCGAUUCUCGGCUUUCUCAAGUGCCAUGCAUCUGAUCGCUGCCUUUCCCUCUCAUGUAUGGGAUGCUACUGUGCCUCAUACAAAGGUACUUCUUAUUUGCCAAACGCGAUGACUGAAAUCGUGAUGGAUGCUGAAAUUGCUGUUGACAUGGCUCCCCCUAUUGAGGCUCCAACGAAGGUUCCCGUCUCUUUUCAUCCUGCCCCAUAUCCUCCCCUGAAUGAGAGGAUUCUCUCGUCCAUGACCAGGAGAUCUGUUGCUGCACACCCUUGGCAUGAUCUCGAAUCAGGACCUGGAGCUCCGAAAAUCUUCAACUGUGUUGUUGAAAUUGGGAAAGGAAGCAAGGUCAAGUAUGAGCUUGACAAAAAAACUGGACUUAUAAAGGUUGACCGUAUCCUUUACUCAUCAGUUGUGUACCCCCACAACUAUGGGUUUAUCCCACGCACUAUAUGUGAGGAUAGCGAUCCCUUGGACGUCUUGAUUAUCAUGCAGGAGCCUGUACUUCCAGGAUGCUUUCUGCGGGCCAAGGCUAUUGGUCUCAUGCCAAUGAUUGAUCAGGGGGAGAAAGACGACAAGAUCAUUGCCGUUUGUGCUGAUGAUCCUGAGUACCGUCACUACAAUGACAUCAAAGAUCUUCCCCCUCAUCGUUUAGCUGAAAUUCGUCGUUUCUUUGAAGACUACAAGAAGAAUGAGAACAAAGAAGUUGCAGUGAACGACUUUCUGCCUGCUUCGUCUGCCUUCGAAGCAAUCCAGCACUCCAUGGAUCUGUAUGCGGACUACAUCGUGGAGAGCCUGAGGCGGUAGUCGUUGAGCCGGUGGAUGCUCGUCCUGGAUUUUGUUUGAUCGCCCUACAUAUAUAUAUUGGGAAGAAAUUAUUCCUAAAGGCCACCUUUUUUUUUUUUUCCCCUAAUGAUUAUGACGAAAAAGAAAAUUUAGUCGCACGUAAAUUGCUCUGAAUUCAUGCAUAUUUUACACACAUUUCUGCUUGAUCUUCGCUGUUAAACUUAAUGACGUAUCCAGUUUAAUACCAAAGUCAGUUUUGUAUGUUAUUGCCCCAUUCGUUUUACCGAAAAAUUGCUGUGUAAAGUGUAUUUACAGUGACCGCUGGUCAA